Molecule: messenger RNA, 1814 nt
Organism: Calliphora vicina (urban bluebottle blowfly)
Lineage: Eukaryota; Metazoa; Arthropoda; Insecta; Diptera; Calliphoridae
Exons: 2
Coding region: 87-1175 (362 amino acids)
Source: RefSeq, a predicted model, not a curated record
GUAAAACAACAGCCAAGUAGUCGCUAUUAUAUGAAAUUAAUAUAUUGAUAAAUUAAAAUAAUUAUAAAUAAAAAAAACACGGUGCAAUGUACAAGGAAUUAGUUUUUGUGUGUUGUGCAAUUGCACUUAUAUUGGUUUCUACAACAGAAGCUCGAGGAGGCAGAGGUGGUGGAGGUAGAAGUAGUGGUAGAAGUUUCAGUGGCAGAAGUUCCAGUGGAAGAGGUGGAGGAUUUUUUAGCAGCAGUAGUGGUAGUAAAAGUUCCAGUGGAAGAGGAGGACUUUUCAGUAGCAGUAGUAGUGGAAGUGGUAAAAGUAGUAGUAUCGGUGGUAAAAGUGGUAGCAGCUUUAGUGGAGGCUACUUUCAUGGUUUCUUUCACAGCACACCUUAUCGUUACACCUAUAGACCCACCCAUAUAGUAUAUAGCAGCAGUAGUACAAAUACGGGUUCUUAUCAUAUACCAACGAAAGAAGAAGAAGAAGCUGAACAAAACAAAGAAACUAGUGACUACGCCGUAGGCUAUACCAUAAGCAAAGCUUUAAGCAGUGACUUUUUCUCCAUUUUUAAUGUGGUGCAUGAUAUUUCAAAAUAUCCUGAAAAAAUACGAAAUAAAGAGCUACUAACAACAACAACCGAAAGCCCGGUGUCCAUAUAUGAUUCACAUUUUCUUGUAGAUCCUCCCUAUUCAAAAAGUAUUACACCUUAUGACGUUAAUCCAAAAUCAUACAACUUGCAUAAAAAAUUAAAUAACCAUGCUGGAACUCCAUACAGUAUUGGGAAUUUUGCAGAGAUAUCUACAGAAAGCACUACAACUACAGUUGAUGAAAACAACGAUAACAAUGCUGGAACUCCAUCCAUUGUUGGUAAUUUGUAUAAUAUUUUUGAAGUGACAUCUACAGAAAGCAGUACAGCAAAAGAUAAUACAAAAUCAUAUUAUCCUGAUGAAGGCGUUAAUACACUUUUCAGAGGGAUGAACUUUAAUACAAAUUAUUUAUUUAAUGGCAACAUUCAAAAACAACUUGCUGAAAUUCAAUCCAAUGUAGCUAAAUAUGGAAGUGGUUGGGAAGGAGCAGAAAGCACUACCAUGAAAACUUCGUUGGACUUUACAAAUGAAUCGCUUAAUGAAAUGCUGAAGCGAAUGGAGAAAAGCCAUGGUUCAGUAAACAUAUAUUAUUAACUAAUAUUUAAAAUAAAAUUAAAGCGUAAAGGCGCAGCUAAGAUAUUUUUAUAAUUAGCCAAAAAAUCUCGACUUAUAAAAAACACGAUAUUAACGCAUCGAUAUUUUGAAAUCCAAAAUGGACAGAAAAUAGAUAUUUCGGAUUUUUCGGUUCCGAUUAAAAUGUAAUUUAUUACAGACAUUAUUUAUUCAGAGUAUUCAUGAAAUCAAAUGAAUGACGACCCUAAUAUAAUUUGCCAUAUAUAUUAAUUACGUUUUAAUUACACACUCCCCUACUAGUGGGGAGGGUAUAAUGCGUUUGUGCAGAUAUUUGUAAGGCCCAAAAAAGUAUACCAAUCGACUCAGAAUCACAUUCUUUGGCACAUACACUUAUUUUGGCCCAAGGACAAAGCUUAUUGAAACUGAAAUCGGUUCAUUAUUUCACCUAGCCCCCAUACAAAUAUUCUCCCGAAAUUCAUGGCGAUCGGUCCAUAAUUAUUGAAAUUUUAAAAGAAAAAUUAUUUUGCUCAUUUACUUAGUGUAGUGUAUUAUAUGGUCGGGCUUGACCGACCAUACUUUCUUAAUUGUUUUAAAUAUAAACAUGUUGUCUUUAAUAUGGAAUAAACCUCAUCUCACCCUUGUAUGGGAAACCAAACAAAA